Messenger RNA from Cajanus cajan (pigeon pea), 1092 nucleotides. RefSeq lists its product as uncharacterized. Lineage: Eukaryota; Viridiplantae; Streptophyta; Magnoliopsida; Fabales; Fabaceae. The record is from RefSeq and is a predicted model, not a curated record.
UUAAUCUCAAUCCUGCUACCUAACUCUCUUUUACUUUGACUUCAAAGAACAGUCAAAAUUGGAAGGAAAAAAAAAGUGGCAGUGAAGUUUUGCAGGCAUUUAACCUUAACCCACCAUUGAUAGUGAUAAACUGAUAAUCACCCAAAACAACAAUCAUUUCAAACAUACCCCUUUCCUUUUUAUUUGAUCCCCAACAUGCUUUUUCAUCCAUUCCUUAUAGUGCACAUAAACCAACAAAUCUCAACCUCAACAUAUUCUUAGUUGCUAUAAUCUAUUUUUCCCAAAAAACGCCAAAGCGAGUUUCUCAGUCGCAACACAACAAUGUUGGAUCCAGCCACUGAAUUGGUGCCACCACCAUCUUCACCCACUAUUUCUUCCAUUUCUUCCUCUGAUCUUGACACUGAGUCCACCGGAUCCUUCUUCCAUGACAGAAGCACCACAUUGGGGACUCUAAUGGGAGUCAACUUCCCAACCAUUGCAUUCAGAGUCCCAUCGCAGAACCGGAACCCUAAUUCUGCCGCCGAGGCAGCCGGAGGCUCAAGGAGGAUCGCCGCCGCAGCCAAGAAGAAGAAAAAGGCUACCUCCACCGUGACGGCGGCGGAGAGACGGCGGAGGUGGUGGCAGCUCUGCCGCGACGGCGAUUCUAAGCCGGCUUCGCUGGGCGAGUUUCUGGAGGUGGAGCGGCGGUUCGGCGACGGCGCGUUCUACGGCACGGCGGCGGAGCUCGAGGGGAUGGUCGCCGGCCACCAGCAGAGGAACGGCAGCAGGGUGCUAUUCGCCGAUGGGAGGGUUCUUCCGCCGCCGUCCGACGUCGACGACGGAGCUACGGCGGCGGAGAGUCUCUGCAAUAUGUUUCCGGUGUCUCUCGCCGGAAUCUGCAGCGGCGGUGCGGCUUAGUGUUGCUAUAUAAAGCUUAUUUUUAUUUCUAUUUUUUAAUAUUUAUUUUUGGAGAAAGAAAGGAAAAUUUUUGUGGUUUUAUUUUUAAUUUUAUUAAUUUUUUGGGGUUGUUUGGUUGUUAACUAAUUGGAAGAUUAGGAUUCUUUUUGUCCGUGGUUUACAUGCAAAACGCAUGCUUUUGGCUUUUGGGCCUUU